Anopheles coustani is the source of this 598-nucleotide messenger RNA. It is a transcript of the gene mRpS23, whose product is annotated as small ribosomal subunit protein mS23. NCBI's taxonomy places the organism in Eukaryota, Metazoa, Arthropoda, Insecta, Diptera, Culicidae. Gene Ontology annotation, biological process: translation. The record is from RefSeq and is a predicted model, not a curated record. Gene Ontology annotation, molecular function: structural constituent of ribosome. Gene Ontology annotation, cellular component: mitochondrion; ribosome. The transcript is spliced from 3 exons. The coding region runs from base 74 to 562 and encodes 162 amino acids.
CUGGUUUCAUAACACAAUACGCCGGGAGCUGAAACAGCAGUGCUGCUGAACAUCGGUGUAGAAAUUAACGAAAAUGGCAAACAGCAGGCUUGAAAAGAUCGGAACAAUAAUCACUAGAACACAGGGUCUACUAAAGUCCGGUGCAUUGAAAUUCGACGAGCGGCCGUUGUGGUAUGAUGUUGUGACGGCUUUUCCUCCGAAAGACGAACCCCGGUUCGAUCGUCCGGCUCCAAAUGUGUCUGUACGUCCAAUUUUCUAUGCAGAAGAUACUAUCCGAGCGAAGUUUCACAAAACAAACAAAGCCUUGUUUGCUGUAAACCUGUUGGAUAACAAUAAUCGUUCGGCAACUCAACAGUUCAUUGAAAUUUAUCAAAGCCUGGCCAGUCAGGGUGCACUGGACGAACAAAAGGUGUUCGAGACGGCGUUAGACCUUCUGGAAGACAAGAUGCGUCAACAAAGAGAGAAACGUUCUGCAGAAAAUACACCUCAAGACCCUAUUGUAACUACUGCACCAACAGAUACGGAUAAUACGGUAAAAUUGCAGGAUAUUUUUAAAGAUUAAAUCGAAGAAUAAAUCGUAGUUCUAUCUUAUUCACGG